This is a messenger RNA of Fibroporia radiculosa, 231 nucleotides long. RefSeq lists its product as uncharacterized. The transcript has 3 exons. NCBI's taxonomy places the organism in Eukaryota, Fungi, Basidiomycota, Agaricomycetes, Polyporales, Fibroporiaceae. The record is from RefSeq and is a predicted model, not a curated record. Bases 1 to 231 code for a protein of 76 amino acids.
AUGUUGGACAUAUUAUUUUGGGUCGUUGAUGGCUUCACAUAUGUGGACCUCUAUGUUGCGGUAUUGACCACCCUCACGCUAUCGAGGUGUAUCCGCAACCUCCGCGAGGCAUUAAUAGGGGAUCAUGGCGUGUCCUCCAUAAUGUCGUACGACGUAUACUCCGCGUUUCAACCAGUACCUAGCCUUUCCACAGUAUCGGGCACUGUUGACCGAGAGCUAGAAGGACCUUGA